UGAUCAAAGUAGAAACGACCAGAACGGGGACGAUUGUUCCACAUGAAGGAAGGGCAGCACUCGGCACCGACAGAUUUAAAUGACAUUUAAAUCCGGUCAGUCAGAUUAUAGCAUUCUACUUGUAGUUUGGAAAUUGGAUAGCAUAGGAGCUCUUUUUGUCAAACUUCUGUUGCGCCUGCGUCUUGGAGGAGAAUGACUGCCGCCAUGGAGAAAUCCAAAAACUUUCGCAUUGACGCGCUCCUGGCGCACGACGCAGAGCGGAGGACGGACAGGAGCUGCGCGUCCCCGGAACUGUUUCACAACAGGAGCCCCGAUAACCGCCCGGCGUCGACCCGCGGCCCAGAGUCUCCCCCUCGCCAACCAAAUUAUGUAAACCCCUCUGCAGCCCAGCAAUCUGCCGUAUCCAAGCCUCACCUCUUCAACCUGUCUCAGUCAGGAUACGCCUCUCUGCAACAAGUCGGCCUUAUAGGAAUCCAUCCAGGAUCCAUGUAUCCGCUGGCGGGCCUCGGAGGCCAGCACCCUGCCUUGAUGUAUCCCGCCUUUGCGCAGCUGCUUCAGCCUUAUCCGGAGCACACGAAGGGGAGCAAUGUGGCCACAAUGCUUCCAGUGGAUCCUUGGAUCAGAGGAGGAAUGGUGAUGCCAAGAUUCGGAGAGUAUGUAGAACCAGGUCAGGAAGCCUUGUUGGGGAAGUGUCGAAGGCCCAGGACAGCUUUUACCAGUCAGCAGUUGCUGGAACUGGAAAAUCAGUUCAAGCUCAACAAGUACCUGUCCAGGCCCAAACGCUUUGAGGUGGCCACCUCACUCAUGCUGACGGAGACUCAGGUGAAGAUCUGGUUCCAGAACAGACGUAUGAAAUGGAAGAGAACCCGCAAAGCAAAAGAACAAGUCACUGCCACAUCUGUGACUGACAAUAUGUUGGACAUACAGAGUCUCAAACAUCACAUUUCCAUCAGAUCGAGCCUGGAAGAUGAAAAGGAAAGAGAAGCAGAGGAUGAGUUUGGAAUAGAGGAAAUGAAACAGCUGAGCGAAGCAUCUUUGGCCGCUGUCAACUUCACAAGAUACAGAGGGGAGGGGGCAGGGAGCUACACUUCUUACUCUGAGGAAGAGAUUGAGGAGGGUCUUCCAAGAGAAACAAGUGCAGCUUCUUCAUAGAAGUGUACUAACUAUAUAUUUAUUUUGUUUAAUAUUUAUUAAACUUUUUGUGACAAUAACAUAGUGGCUGGAAGAAAAUGUUUAUUUUGGCCAAGUGGCAGUUCCAACUUUUCAGCUGGACCAUCUGUCAAUAAAAUACAGAUGUUGUGCAGAGGUUGCUCCGUAACCCCCUUAUAAAAUAUCACUUUUCCCUCAGAGUUCAAAGACACGCAUGCUAGACUGUGGAUUUCAUAUGUCUCUUUGUAAGACUCAUAAACAACAAGUGACCUUCUGUACAGGAUAAUAAAGUAGAUACAAAAUAACAAAACAGUUAUUUCGCUUAAAUGAGAAACAUGACUUUUUUUCUUGCUUAAGAUUUUGGGCAAAGGGUCAAAAUGGAUUUGGAGAUAGAAACUGGUGAAGCAUAUGAGACUAAUUAGAAGCUCUUCUUGCCCUAUUACAAAGUAUUUACCUUGUAUUUCAAAAAUAUUUUAAACAGUUUAUCCCUUGGAAUUUAACAUUCAUUCAUUGAUUCAUUUGGUCAAUAU
Molecule: messenger RNA, 1679 nt
Organism: Fundulus heteroclitus (mummichog)
Lineage: Eukaryota; Metazoa; Chordata; Actinopteri; Cyprinodontiformes; Fundulidae
Product: motor neuron and pancreas homeobox protein 1
Exons: 3
Coding region: 193-1152 (319 amino acids)
Biological process (GO): neuron projection morphogenesis; regulation of DNA-templated transcription; spinal cord motor neuron cell fate specification
Cellular component (GO): nucleus
Molecular function (GO): DNA-binding transcription factor activity, RNA polymerase II-specific; sequence-specific double-stranded DNA binding
Source: RefSeq, a predicted model, not a curated record